CAAUAACAGUAGUUGUGUUAGAGUGAGGUUUGCUUUUUUCAGACAACCUUUCAGAUAGUUAGGAUGCAUUUUUACUUGCUGCUAAGUUUAUGCACGAUACAUUUGCUUGCUGGUUUCAGCAUAACUGUGAAUGCCUCCUGGAGGUCUUCGACAGCGACUAACAGCAGUUGGAACUCACUAAGAGGAACCAGAUCUGUGCGUAAACCAGCACCUAUCAACUGUCGACUUGGUCCCUGGUCGUCAUGGACAUCAUGCAACCAGUGUACAGACAAAAAGUUCCGUUUCAGACACUUGGAGAGGCCAUCCCAGUUCGGUGGUGACGAGUGUGUUGACAUGCUGUGGGAGAGACUCGUAUGUCCACAGGCGACAAGCCAGUGUCUUGUAAAUGACUACUGUGAUGAAAGUUUCACCUGCAUAGAAACAGGACGCUGCAUCAGCCAGUCCCUUCGCUGUAACGGAGAAUCAGACUGCUAUGAUUUUACUGAUGAAGAUGAAUGUCAGGAUAUAAAUCUAAGAAAAGAUAAAUGUGCCACUAUCAUGCCGAUUCCGGGUGUUGAACGUGGCACACAAGGCUACAACAUCCUGACUGGGGACUUUGUGGAUCAAGUCUUUGACCCGACGUACUUUGGAGGACAGUGUGAAUACGUCUAUAACGGUGAAUGGAGAAAAUUCACUUACGAUGCCUUCUGUGAGAGCCUGCACUACAACGAGGACGAGAAGAACUACAGGAAGCCUUACAACUACCAUGCCUACAGAUUUGUGGCUGAAGCGACAUCAGAAGGCUCCCACGAAUAUUUUGAGGACAUGCAAAGCCUCCUAAAAGCGAGGAAGACUUUGUCUUCCUUUAAUGCUGGCGUCACGGUUGGAGUCUAUUAUGUGGAAGCUGGAGUGAAAGGCAGCCAAGAGACCGAGUUUCUCACUAACAUCACAAAGCAUAACAGCAAGGAGCUGGGGUUCAUCAGAGUUUGGGCCAAAGUGCAAACAGCCCUUUUCAAGAUGCGUUCCAACCAGCUGAUGCUUCACGAGGACCUGUACGUCUCGCUUAUGGAGCUCCCUGAACGUUAUGACUUUGGGAUGUACGCCCGAUUUCUGAACACGUUCGGCACACACUACGUUACUGAGGGAACCAUGGGAGGAUCCCUGGAAUACGUUUUUGUCGUCAAUAAAACAGCAAUGGCCCAGUCGAAUGUUGAAUCUAAAAGAGUGGAACAAUGCAUCGGCGCCUCUCUUGGAUUCAGUUAUCCUGUCAGUGACUCUGUCAAGUUGGGGGGAAAGAUCUCUGGACAGGGUUGUGGAGAUACAACAAACCUUUCAACAAAGGAGGGUGGCAGUUCAUCGGUGAUUGAGGACGUCGUCACUUUUGUAAAGGGGGGAAUCACGCAGACCAGUGCUGGCGUGCUCAUCAUCAGAGAUGCUGACACGUACAAAAAGUGGGGAACUUCUCUGAAGUACAACCCGGCACUGAUUGACUACGAGACCAUGCCAAUCUACGAGGCUGUGCGCCUCAGCACGGCUGCUGACCACGCCGGACCGAGAGUAGCCAACUUGCAGAGGGCCUUUGACGAGUAUCUGCAGCAGUUUGACGCGUGUCGCUGCGCCCCCUGCAAACACAACGGAGUCCCUGUGCUUUCAGGCACCUCCUGCAGCUGCCUUUGCAAGUCGGGCUACCAGGGACUGUCCUGCGAGGAGACACUCAGAGGAGACACCAGGACAGAUGGCUCAUGGUCCUGCUGGGGGUCGUGGUCUUCCUGUUCAUCAGGGAGGAAAUCAAGGACGAGAACCUGCAACAAUCCUGCACCCGAAGGCGGCGGAGCAGCCUGCCUGGGCUCAUCCAGCCAGACUCAGAGCUGCUGAACGAAAUUCCUCAAUGUGAGCUUAAAUGAUUAAAAAUUUAAAUAGAAAAUCGUGUUUUUUUUUUUAAUUUUAUUUGAAAGCUGGGAAUAAAAAUGUGCUGAAAUUGU
Messenger RNA from Oryzias melastigma (Indian medaka), 1961 nucleotides. It is a transcript of the gene c8a, whose product is annotated as complement component 8, alpha polypeptide. The record is from RefSeq and is a predicted model, not a curated record. Gene Ontology annotation, molecular function: protein binding. NCBI's taxonomy places the organism in Eukaryota, Metazoa, Chordata, Actinopteri, Beloniformes, Adrianichthyidae. Gene Ontology annotation, biological process: immune response. The transcript has 11 exons. Gene Ontology annotation, cellular component: membrane attack complex. The coding region runs from base 64 to 1854 and encodes 596 amino acids.